AUGACUGACGGCUCCAAAUUCCAAGUGCUCUCGUUUAAUGGGUCUGAUGCGGAACUACACUCCGUGAAGAAGCGCAGGUUCCAUCAAAAGGUUACAUCCGGCUGCUUGUGCUGUAGGAAGAAAAAAGUCAAGUGUGACGAGCUGAAGCCUGUUUGCUCCAGGUGCUCCAGGAACGGGAGACUGUGUGAAUAUGGGGGACACGAAGACAGAAAUAAAAGCGUCGCGAAGCGGACCCAACAACUCUCGCUGUCGUACUUGAGUGCCAUUACCUUGAUACCUUUCCCAGCAUCAAGCUCGCCCGAUGGCACUCCGACUGUACAUCUCAUUCAAUACCUUUUGCAAAACUGGACAAAUGUCACGAACAUCGACUGCCGUGCAGAAACCAAGGACCUUUUCAAAUCUGACCCGACUGUGCGUGCCGUUAUGCUGGCCUUGACAGCCACUCACAUCCGUCAGCGAGUCCCAGCUCAUCGUGCGCAUUGCAUUGCCGAAUUGUUUCACAGGUCCCUGGCCCUCGAGAAAUAUAGAGAGCACCUUCAAGCACUUAAGCGUGUACCGGAUCAGAAAGGCGUAAACUCUUUGUUCAUAAGCGCCACGUUUCUCAAUCUGCUGACAUUUGCACACCAUGAGUCUGAAACACUUCCUGCCCAACAGAUCAUGGAUGCUGAGUCUUCUUGGCUAUUCAGUCCACGGGAGGACCGGUUGAACUGGCUAGUACUACAAACCGGUCUUCGUCCGCUCAUGCUAUCUAUGAAUGAAUACUUCACAGAGGGUGCCAAAUUCACUAGCAUGAUCUUCACUGGCAAAUACACAGAUCGUUGGACAUUCGCUCAUCUCAUCGAGAGCCUGGAAGGUGUCCCUGGUCAUUGGAUAGAGUUUUUUGGACUGGUAUCCUCAACCAGAGGUUGCGAGUGCAACGGUCUAGGUGACGCAUAUCGCGCCCCAGCCACCAUUCUCGCAACCGUGGGACACCUUGAGCCCAACAGGUACAAUUUAUUCCGGAACUUGUUGUUUCUUGGAAAGUUGCAAGGGGAUUUUCAUUCUCUUGUCUAUCAACGAGAUGAGCGGGCACUGUGGCUCUUUGGCUACUGGCUAGCUAUUAUGCUGAGGUAUGGCCUGUGGUGGUGUGAAAGCCGUGCCAAGCAGGACCUCGAGGCUAUAUGGAAAUGGCUACAUAUGCGGCGACUCAUACAUCGACAGGGCCGCGAGGGGGGGUUGUGGACGAUUAUGAUGAAGGAGCUUGAGCGGAUGAAGAACUCAUCGUUGCCUUAA
Messenger RNA from Clonostachys rhizophaga, 1272 nucleotides. NCBI's taxonomy places the organism in Eukaryota, Fungi, Ascomycota, Sordariomycetes, Hypocreales, Bionectriaceae. The record is from the annotation of a GenBank genome assembly.